AUGACCCUCAGCGUCAAUCUGUCAAAUAGUGACGCCAAAAUCAGAUGACAUCUCGCCACAUUAUUAUCCAGCAUUGUAUUGUCACAGAACCAAACUAUUCUCUUUCACUUAACUCACUCACUCACUUACUCACUCACUCACUCACUCACUCACUCUGAUAACAUGAGCAUCACACCACGUUUGUACAGGACCGAAGGGUCACUUAUUUACAGAUAACAGUGAAAGUCACACAAGGAGUUAUUUUAUGCUAGCUUGUCCCUGUAGACUGCACUUCCUCAUGAGGUGGACCACAGUGUAGAGAUGUCGGAUGGUUGAUGUUGGAGUACACAAUUUUGGAUGUUUCAAUGACAAUGAUGCAUAGAAGAAAUCUAAUUCUGGUUCUGCUUAACCUUGCGGUGUGUUUUACCCAUGUUACAGCUCUGAUGGACACAGACUGCCCUGGAGGAGUGGCUCUUCUUGGAUCAGAAUACACAAUAGUAGGUGACAGAAGCAACUACACAGCCUUUAUAUGGGCACGACCAUCUGAUAACCGAUAUGUCGUCACCUGCAACCCCAGCUGUAGCCCUGUGGCUGGAUACAGGGCAACUAUAAACGACACACACUCUACACUCACUAUACACAGUGUUGGGGCGGCAGAUGCUGGUACCUGGAAGAUCGUGGAUGCGAAUGUAGUGGGUGCCAUCGGUGUCGAUGUGUGUCCGCUGAUAGUAGCUGGGAUCCCACAGUGUGGCAUCAGCAGUGACGAGGACACUGACUCCCUACAACCUGGAGCACAGCUGACUUUAACAGUGGACAUCACACGCGACUACUGUUCUCGGGAGGCGGGCUUUGAUCUGACUACUGGUGCUGUGACUGAAGCAUUGAUCAUGAAACACAACGUCAGUGCUGUAUCAGACGUAACCCUUAACACAACCUUCAACAUAGAUAUCACCCGAUUAGGUGAUGUGACGUUGGACUUCAUAUGUGACAGAAGUUGGACUCUAACUUGUAAUGGUGUUCAGAAGCUUCUAAAAACACUGCCACAGUGCAACAUCAGCAGCGACAGGGACACCAACGCCCUGGAACCUGGCACUAAUCUCACUCUGACAGCUGACAUCCAGAACUACUACUGUUCUCAACAAGCUGGAUUUACUCUGACGACUGGACGCAUUACCAACACACUCCUAGAGAAACAGACAAUGGGCAAUGUCACUGACGCUGUCCUAGCCCAGCCCUUGAAUGUCACAGCCGAUCACUUUGGAGCCGUCGCUGUUACAUUCCUGUGUGACAACAUCACCAGGCCACUUAUCUGUGCCGGAGUUGACAAGUUGAGUGAUGUAACGACCACCAGUGUCGACACCUCCACUGUACCAACCGAGCAACCGUACACCUCUAACAGACCGACGUCCACGCCCAGCAGACCCACUGCUACUGAAGACACAGACACUCCAACUGAUGCUACUCUAGGCCUUGCUAUCGGACUGUCUCUGCUUGCCGUCUUACUUAUAAUUGCUGUCAUCCUCAUUGUCCGCAAUCGGCAUAGAAAAGGCGGAAGGACCACACAAUUACAUACGUUUUAAAAGUGACUGAAGACGGUUGAAAUGUUUAAACUAUUACACAUUUUGAAAUGUUCCAUGUCAAAUAAUUGAUUAAGAGAUCUAGCUCAUGGGUCAGUUUAAAACAAACAGUUUCCACUUGUUUAACAUAAGAACCACUGGCAAGAUAAGAAGAGUUCAUAAUAAGGAAUGUUUGAGGGAUUGAAUAUGUUUUCCGCCACUUUUAGCAAUAUCCCAGCCAUACCUCACUGCAUCCAUGUUUGGAAUCGCAAUGCACGAAUGAGGCAUUGUAAUUGAGACCAGGAUGUGUUUUGUCAUAAACUAUCCCCGACUACACAGAUGAGCAUGUCAAGUAUGUGUCAGUCAUGUUUGUUUGAUAUUUCCUUUCUUAUUGUAGACAUAUAUGGCAUAAUAGGAGUCAAUGUUUACAACGGCUGAAGCUAAUUGACUGUAUUUUCCUCAUGUGCUUUUUUUAUAACAUAACCAUUAAUAACGUUCAACUCAAAUCAAUUUUGUGUGUUCCCUAUGUUUUGUUUAUAUUCAGAUACAGACAUAUAGUUUGUAUAUUCAUUGUAAUUAUUACAAUAUGAUCGGAUGAAUAGGUCAAUUUGUUCUCCACACUUAUUAUAAAUUAUAAGCCAUAUUCAGCGAAUCAAAAUGUAAGCUAUGUUGUUUGAGAAGGGAGUUGUUCAAUGUACGAGUGUCAAUGAACACUACAUUCAGACAUAAAUGUGAGAAGCGUUGCUACUGUACAUGAUUUAGGGCGUACUAAAACUCCAUGAAUUGUGUCUGGGAUGAAGCUGUCACUGGAAAAAUAUGUCAUAAAUGACAGUAAGAUGUGCAACAUGAUGUGUUACAUUAUCUCGACGGUGUUCGUUAACUGUCACUUGGUAUUUGCUUGGAAGGCUAUUUGGUACGAAAGCCUCGUCGUGUGAAAUCCCAAUCAAGUUGCUGAUUUUUAAAUAGAAAUUUCGCGUUCUUGAAAUAAAACUGAAAUAACGAAAAGCUAAUCGAUAUUACGAGAAACCAAUCGAAGUAUCGAGAGAAAAUAAUUGAAAUAACAAGAAAUUUUGAUUAUAACCCAAAAAAGAACUGGCACCAAAGUGGCACCAAAGUGGCACCAAAGUGGCACCAUGAGGCUUUCGUAAUUUGGGGCUCAAAAGGAAGCUGUAGUGCCGAAUGUGGCCGUGUCUCAAAUUGUAACAGAAAGGGGGCAUAUUACACUGGAUAAUCGAGGGUGAUGUGAACUAGAUAUGUUUUGUUUGAUCAAGCAUCACACAGGGACAAGGUGCAGUUGUGUCUCUUUGUUAACACAGCUGUCAGUAUUAUUCCACCUCUAUCAAGAAGGGGAUAGCCUGGCUGUAUUCGUUUGUUCACACUGCAUUCGGCAAUAUUCAAGUUGUAUUAAACAGGGGGCAUGGUGUGGCUACAAGUAUGUUCGUUUGUUAACACCGAAUUCCAGCUCUAUCAUAUCUUUUAAUAAUCAGAGAGUGAAAACAUAAUCUACGAGCCAUGCCAUCGGGGUGCGAUGAAACGCAAUCAGCCAAGUCCACCCCCAUAUAUAGUCACCUCCAACAUUUUUUGUUAAAGCUGCACUCAGCAAUAUUCAAACUAUAUGGCGGCGGUCUGUUAAUAUUCGAGUCUGGACCAGACAAUCCAGUGAUUGAUAUCAUGAGCAUCGAUCCACGCGAUUUGGAUCGAAGGUAUGCAUCUACCAAGUCAGCGAGCCUGACCACCCGAUCCCGUUAGUCGCCUCUUACAAGCACCCACCCCUCACUACCAUGAUUAAGCUGCUGGUAGCCUGUUCUAACAGGUUUGAAGUACAUGUAAGCUCUACGGUUAUCAAGGAGUUUCAAUGAGCAGGUUUUUGGGGAGCGCACCUGCUGUAAAUGAGUUAGGGCAUGAUAAAUAUGUAUUGAUAUGGCGCAUGUCUAUGGUGAAGUUGACAUGAGGAAAAACUUUUACAACAUGUGAUUUAUAUCUGGAAGCUAACGGGAUUUCACCGCUUUGAAAUGUACUUAAACUUUAUGAAUGAAUUCCCUUUCAUGAAG
Haliotis rufescens (red abalone) is the source of this 3586-nucleotide messenger RNA. RefSeq lists its product as uncharacterized. The record is from RefSeq and is a predicted model, not a curated record. NCBI's taxonomy places the organism in Eukaryota, Metazoa, Mollusca, Gastropoda, Lepetellida, Haliotidae. The coding region runs from base 315 to 1559 and encodes 414 amino acids. The transcript has 6 exons.